Molecule: messenger RNA, 3498 nt
Organism: Dichomitus squalens LYAD-421 SS1
Lineage: Eukaryota; Fungi; Basidiomycota; Agaricomycetes; Polyporales; Polyporaceae
Product: G-protein alpha subunit
Exons: 9
Coding region: 63-1568 (501 amino acids)
Biological process (GO): adenylate cyclase-modulating G protein-coupled receptor signaling pathway
Cellular component (GO): heterotrimeric G-protein complex
Molecular function (GO): G protein-coupled receptor binding; GTPase activity; guanyl nucleotide binding
Source: RefSeq, a predicted model, not a curated record
CUCCGCCUUCCGCCCAGUCGCCCCCGCGCGAGCCCACCCGCUGCCUCCUCAGCCCCUCCGCCAUGGGUGUACAGAAGCGCCCCCACGACGACGACCCCCUCUCGCGCGUGCUCGCGCCCCCGCCGAACGAGACAGCCGAGGAGCGGGAGACUCGCCUGCGCUUAGAGGCCGAAGCUCGCCAGAUAAGCGACAAGAUCGACGAGCAGCUCAAGGCCGAGCGUGCUGCACUUAAGAAGAACAGGCCGGUCAAGGUGCUGCUGCUGGGCCAGAGCGAGAGCGGAAAAUCGACCACGCUAAAGAACUUCCAGUUGACGUACUGCCGGGACCAAUGGGAAGCAGAGCGCGCAUCAUGGUGCAUGGUCAUCCAGCUCAACCUCGUCCGCGGCAUCAACACCAUCCUCGACAUCCUCUCCGAGGAGAUGGCAGGCGUCGGAGGCAGCGGUGGCGCCCCGCCCCCGGCCGUCGACUCUGAUGUGAGCGACGAUGACGACGGCCCCGGGCCCGGGCCCGCCCGCACUUUCUCGCCCUCCUCAAGCACGUUCUCGGGGAAGCACCGGCUGCUGAAGCUGCGGCUCACCCCGCUGAGGACCGUGCAGCGCGACCUGGAGCUGCGCAUCGGCAUUCAGGCGGGGGCGGACAUCAGCGACCACUUUGUGCCGGCGAGCCCGCCUGGGUCGCCCGUGUUGGGGGCGACGCGCAAGCAGGAGUUCUUCGUGCGCUCGGCGACGAGCUGGAAGCAGCUGCAGGGGUGGGGCGCGGGUGAGGGCGAGGGCGGCGGCGGCGGUGGGGCGGGGCGCAAGUCGAAGGACAUACAGAUGCGGGAGACUGCGGACAUACUGGCGGGCUGCGCGGAGGACAUGAAGGCGAUCUGGGAGGACGCGACGGUGCGCGAGAUGCUGUUGAGGAAAGGGGUGCGCAUGGAGACGACGCCGGGGUUCUUUUUGAACGACAUCGACCGGAUCGCGUCAAGGAGUUACCAGCCCAGCGACGACGACGUUGUCCGGGCGCGCCUGCGCACGUUGGGCGUUCAGGAGCACAAAAUCAAGUUUGCAUCAGGACCCGCGGCAGGAUCCGAGUGGUGCAUAUACGACGUCGGCGGCUCGCGGACGCAGCGCAUCGCGUGGUACCCGUACUUCGACGACUGCGACGCAAUCAUCUUCCUCGCGCCGAUUAGCUGCUUCGACGAGCGGCUGGCGGAGGACCGGCGGGUGAACCGGCUGGAGGACAGCUUCAUGCUGUGGAAGGCGGUGGUGUCGUCGAAGCUGCUGGCGAAGACGUCGAUUGUGCUGUUCCUGAACAAGUGUGACCUGCUCGAGCAGAAGCUGCUGAACGGGGUACGGAUCAAGGAGUACGUGCAUAGCUACGGGGACCGUCCGAACGACCUGGAGCAUGCGACGAAAUACUUUGCGCAGCACUUCCGCGACAUCCUGCGUAAGCACUCGCCUGAACCGCGGCCGUUCAGGGUGCAUAUGACUUCCGUCGUGGAUACCAAGGCGACCGCAGUAACACUCUCAGUCGUCGAAGAAGGCAUCCUUCGGGACCAUCUGACGCGAGCAGACCUCCUCUGAUCUGUGAGGCUGAGCUCUGCUUCGUCAAAUCCCUUCGCCUAUCCAAGACUUCACCUCUUCACUUGUCGCCUCGGGCCGGCCUCCCCCUCCUUCGUCUACGAUGGACGUUUGCCCUUGCUACGUUAUACACCAUCUUCGUCUUGGCCUCUACGAUUCCCAUCUAAUCCCAGCCAUGUUCUGCUCUACAAAUCUGUACUACACGUGCUUUGUCGCUUUCUUCCCUCCUGUCCUUCCUGCCGCCCUAUCCCCUUGUAUCAUUGUUGCCCCUCUUCCACAGUCGCGCACGGCCAUUGUUGACACUCCCCUCUUCCCCAUGCAGUCCAGGACCACAUCUUCAGGCGAAAUCUACGCGAGGCGGACCUGACCGCUUAGGCUGCUCUCGUCUACUGCUUGUAGACUUAUUGAUAUUGCAAUACGUCUGCGACCACCACCACCGUCCACCCGAGAGCCUCGCGGCUCUUGUACAUAUAUUAUGUGCCGCAUUCGCUCAUCUGCCACUGGUGCACUCAGCACCUUCGCUUACCUUUCCACCUGACGUAUGUCCCUCCUGCAUGCUCCGUCUCCUCCCAGUCUAUUCCCCUCCGCCGUCUAGAAUGCCGCCGCCGCUCGCCCCCGGACCCACCCUUCCAUUCAUGCUGCCAUCGUCAUCAUCAUCAUCUUUACCGCCAUCUUCAUCGUCAUCUCCGCUGUUGCUGUUGUUGUAGUUGUAGACUAUCCGACACCGCCGCGACUAGGCACGCUCCCGGGCGGGCCCCCCCAUGCAUCUUUUACACUACGUGUUGUGUAUCGUCUAAUCCGAUGCCUCGCUUCCAAGUUCCCGCUUCAAGGCCCACACCUUGAUAGCCGUCCGCCGCCGUCCCUGCAUUGCGGAUGUCAACGCCGACACGGGUCUGAACCACGGUCACACGCUGGGUGCUCGCACGCACGCACGCAAUGUCCGUCGUCAUGAUACGCUGCUCGAUCAUGUAGGAUGUGCUGAUAUGCAUGGAAGACGACGGUGGCAACAGGGAACGGACGUUGGGAAGCCCGAUGGUGGAAGGUUGAACUUGCAUUAUGGAACAGAAGAACAGCGGGCGUGUACAAUAACGAUGCGUAUGUCCAGGAUCCGAUCUCCCCAACGCGGGAAACUCUGAUGAAACGUGCGUGCGGGCUUCUAUACGAUACAAUACAUGUGCUCGGGAUGCUGGCGUGCCUGGAGGCGUGGGUUCUUUGCGGGGACUGGGAGCUGUGAUAUGAAUUUGAAGGUGCCGGACGACGAGGGCGAUAGAGGGAGGAUGACAAGGACCUGGGAUAUGGAGCCAAGGAUGCACGCCAGUGGAGGGCGGUCGGCGGUCGGGAGGAAGGUCUAGGGCGGGUGCAUCCACUGAUCCGCGAUGGCGCCCGCCAGUACGUGUAGAGCAUACAUGGGACAGAAUCCGGGCCCAUGAGCCUGGGUGAGCUUCUCGAAGCUUCAUACGCACAUGGCUCUUUGCACGGCCGCAUUCUGGAGCGUCCCACUCCCAUCAAUACGCGGCGAGGAGCCUCGGCUGCCGCCUGAAGCGCGCUGUCGGUUGUCCGUGCCCAACCCAAAGCAAAAGCAAACGGCGCGUCAGAAAGAGAGAAAUCGCGAUGACGAUCCCCCCGCCUCGCAGGGCGCUCGGCCCGGAAACGCGGGUCCCGACACGGUAACACCUUGGACGAGAUGACGCACCGUAGAGCAGGCAGAGCGCACCCAGGACCUGGACGGCGCCCGAGUACCCCGCGACGACCUGCCAGUUGUUGCCCGUCGCGCCGAGGAUCGCCCCACCGAUGGGCGCGCCCGCGGCGUAGCCUGUGGCAGACAAGAUCAGCCUUCCGCUUGGAGAGGACGCGACGAGGAGGUGGAGGGCAUGGGCAUGAGUGCGGAGGGGGAGGGAUAGGCACAGACUCGGACGUAGGGCGGGCCUACCAG